Messenger RNA from Anastrepha obliqua, 1625 nucleotides. Its product is annotated as mucin-2-like. Lineage: Eukaryota; Metazoa; Arthropoda; Insecta; Diptera; Tephritidae. The coding region runs from base 633 to 1526 and encodes 297 amino acids. The transcript has 4 exons. The record is from RefSeq and is a predicted model, not a curated record.
CAGUGCUGGUAACAUCUGAAUUUUAGCGGUGAAAUUUAGUGACACUACUAAAUGUAUGAUAAGUACACACAUAUGUGCGUGUAUAUGUGUUAGUGGGCAUAAGCACAAGCGUGCGCUUGACGACGCAUUGUGGGCUGUACGGACACGCGCGGCGUUUUUAAGGAGCAAAUUUUUGAAGUGAUAAUAUUUCGCUUAAAUGCUUUUCAACGAAGGAAGCAUAGAAUAUUUGUAUGGUCACAGCCUAUAGUAAUGUAGUAAAUACAAAUACCUAUCUGAAAAUGUGUGCAACAAAGAGCUAAUCAAAAGCAUUCAAGCGUGUGACAUGUGAAUACUUGUGCUUUUCAGCUCAAAUAUUACAAGAAAAAGUAAUUAAAAAUCGAAGAAAAAAAAAUUACGAGAAACAUUCCGACCAAGCACCAUAAAAAGUGUACAAAAUUUACCAAAAUGAUUACUAAGCAAUUUUGAUGUCUACAAAGGAACCACAAAAAACAAAACCAAAAACAAAAUGUGUGCGAAGAUUUAUUGAAAAACAAAAAACCAAAAACAACUCGCCACCCAGCGCCCACAAUCGCAUCAAUUAUUGCACCUAACUCAAAACUCCAACCCUCUCCACGUCACCGUCCCAGCCGGCGAUGCUUUUGGAGUUUCUCGAAUAUGCCACAAGACUGCUGAAAAACAAUAUGACAACAAUUAUACUUGCUACAACAACAGCAACAGCAACUGCAACAAAAACUACCACUAUCGCCUCAACCAUUUCUAACGCCAUCUCCUCCACCACCACCUCGUCACAUCCCACACACGUCGACAUGUUGCCCGAACGUCCUGCCACUACGUAUCCAGCACUUGAGACAUUUAACUCUACACUUAAGACGCUCUUCAAUAAAACGCUGGCCAAUGUGACGCAGGCUAAUUUAAGCGAUUACACCAUACCGUACACAUUACUGCCAUCCAUGGGCAAUGGCACCAUUGACGCCAGCGUGGCAGGGAAUGCAGUGGAGAGUGGUGGCGCAACAACGGCGAUGUCUGCUUUGCCAACACUGCACGCGACCCGAUAUGCCAUGGAGGCGACUACAUCAUUGCCCGCACAGACGGUGGCCACUUUCAUUGCGGCGGGUCAUAAAAAUCGCGCCACAAUAAUUGUUUAUCCCACAGUUUCGCCCGAAUCCAUUGUGAUACCCAUCGUUUCGUGCAUUUUCGGUUUCCCCAUACUGGCAUUGCUCGUCAUCUGUUGUUUGCGACGUCGAGCGAAAUUGGCACGUGAGCGCGAUCGUCGCCGGAAUUACGAUAUGCAGGACCACGCUGUGAGCCUGGUCAGAUUUAGUCCCAUACAUAGGCUUAAUUACCGACCGUCGCGAGCUAUCAGUUUACGUCCUGAACGAAGCCUGAGUCAGGGUUUUACCUCCCUCGAACUCGAUACCGUGGUGGAAGAGCGUUGCAGCGACGUGGAACAAACCCAAACGGAGAUCCUUAAUGCCGAAUCGCCCAUGGAGACGACCUCCUCCUAUAAGAUGUCCUUCUCAAGCUAACAAUUAGCAGAACAACAAAAAGUGCAACAGCAACAGCAGCAGCAGCAACAACAACAAAAGCAACUACUACAAAUCUCACCAACAGCAGCAGCAACGCAA